Spirometra erinaceieuropaei is the source of this 2303-nucleotide messenger RNA. Lineage: Eukaryota; Metazoa; Platyhelminthes; Cestoda; Diphyllobothriidea; Diphyllobothriidae. The record is from the annotation of a GenBank genome assembly.
AUGGAAGGUCGGAUGGAACCUUGCGUCGGCACCGUUGUGACGUGGUUCGUCUCUGCACGCCGCUGGACAGCCGGUGACGGGAUGGAUCUUCACAUCGACAUCGCCUGGACGCGCCCACCUACGCCCUCGGAGACCGCGGCUUACGGCGAAUUCGAGUCGCUCUCCACUACAACCCGAAGUCGUGGUCCCAUAGUGGAGUUCGGCCGUGCCACAACGGCACAUGGCAGCCCUAUUCAGGGAUGGCACUGCCGGCCCCCACGAGGGGAAGGGCCUAGAAAAGGUGGCCUAAACAUUGCUGGGUACCACGCCGUCUCCAGGCCAGCCAGGGCCGCAGACGUCUUAUCAUGGUCGAAACAAUCAAAAUCGAAACAACAACGAUACCAAUAACAACAACAACAACGAUACUCAUUCUCCUCAUCCUACCUCUUCUUCCUCUUCCUCUGCCUAUUCUUCUCCUUCGUCACCUUCUUCUCCAUCUCCUUCCCGACGCCCCACUCGUUGUCACCAGACUGGCAGGGUGAGCCCGGUCACUCUGACAGCCUGGAAUGUUCGUUCCCUUUUAGACAAUCCGCGGAACAACCGACCGGAACGGAGGACGGCGCUAGUGGCACGAGAACUGGCACGCUACAAGGUGGACAUCGCCGCACUCAGCGAGAUCCGAUUCUCCGAACAAGGCCAACUGGAGGAGGUGGGUGCCGGCUACACCUUCUUCUGGGGCGGUCGACCCAGGGCAGAGCGACGGGACGCGGGUGUCGCCUUCGCCAUCCGGAACGACAUCGUGGGACGACUGCCCUGUCUGCCGCAGGGAAUCAACGAUCGCCUGAUGAGCCUCCGUCUGCCUCUCAGGGAAGGCAAAUUCGCCACCAUCGUCAGCGCCUACGCUCCGACGAUGACCAACCACGACGCCGUAAGAGUCAAAUUCUACGAGGACCUGCACGCCCUCUUGGCGACUGUGUCGAAGGCGGACAAGUUGAUUGUCCUUGGUGACUUCAACGCCCGCGUCGGCACAGACCAUACUGCCUGGAGAGGAGUGCUGGGUCCCAACGUUCUCCGCGGCUCAAACGACAAUGGUCUGCUUCUCCUCCGCACCUGCGCAGAACACCGCCUAAUCCGGACGAACACCUUCUUCUGUCUGCCGGAGCGAGAGAAAGCCACCUGGAGGCAUCCUCAGUUGCGCCAGUGGCACCGGCUCGACUAUGUCCUCGUCCGGAGGCGAGAUCAGCGGGACGUGCUUGUGACGAAGGCGAUCGCGGGUGCUGACGGGUGGACCGACCAUCGCCUCGUCAUCUCGAUGAUGCGUAUUCGCCUACAGCCUCGCAGGAGACCACAAGGUAAGCGACCCCCCGGUAAGCUGAAUGUUGCUUUGUUGUCUUUGCCCGUUCACCACCUUCAUUUAAACAAUGAGCUAGCUCAACGGCUAGACAACCUUCCUAUCGCUGUCGUCGACGCCGCCGCCGCUGCCGAGAACGCCUCCGUGGAGAACCGCUGGUGUCACGGUCCAGUCGACGGCGCUCGCCGUCCUCGGUCGCGCUCCCCGCCAACACCAGGACUGGUUCGACGACAACGACGCCGCCAUCAGAAAUCUGCUAGCUGAGAAGAACCGCCUACACAAAGCCUACGUAGAUCACCCCACUGAUGCCAGCAAAGCUGCCUUCUACCUUAGUCGCCGCCAACUUCAGCAACGACUGCGCGAGAUGCGGGACGCCUGGACUGCUCGCAAAGCUGAGGAGAUCCAAGGGUAUGCGGACCGCAACGAAUGGAAGAACUUCUUCUCCGCGAUCAAAGCUGUCUACGGCCCGCCGACGAAGGGCACUGCUCCUCUCCUCAGCUCCAACGGCAACACUCUCCUGACUGAGAAGACGCAAAUUCUACAGCGAUGGGCCGAGCAUUUCCGAGGCGUCCUCAACCGCCCCUCCGUCGUCUCCGACGCCGCCAUCGAGCGCUUGCCGCAAGUGGAGACCAACGUUGACCUCGACCUUCCGCCAUCUCUCCAGGAGACCAUCGGGGCCGUGCAGCAGCUCUCCAGCGGGAAAGCAAUCCCUGUUGAGGUCUACAAGCACGGAGGUCCCCAACUCAUGGAUCACCUGACUGCGUUCUUCCAGGAGAUGUGGCGUCAAGGUGACGUCCCCCAAGAUUUCAAAGACGCAACCAUCGUGCAUCUCUACAAGCGAAAAGGGAAUCGCCAAGUCUUCGACAAUCACCGCGGCAUCUCCCUGCUGAACAUCGCCGGGAAGAUCUUCGCACGAAUCCUUCUCAACCGCCUCAAUAACCAUCUCGAACAGGGCCUUCUGCCGGAAAACUAA